AACCACACACUGUCAUUUAGGUAAACUAAGCGGCUUCCUGCGAUCUUACGAAUGUGUUAUUCUUCUUCUAGUCACCGCCUUUAGGACAGACUUUUGGUAGCUGACUAAAGUUGACCCCUUUCUAAAUGAAUGGGAGAUCGGAUGGACAGGUGAGCAGCAGACCAGAGACAUAUUCAGCUGUCGGUUGAAACCAAGCAGAUUUAGUCGUUGUUGUAUUUGCGCUGGCCCACAAACUUUUAACUUCGCAUCAGAUACCUAUCAUGUUUCAACCAUGGAAACCGCAUCUUGUGUUUCAGAGUGUGUUAAAGAGGUGUUAUAACAGCUCCUCUGACAUACACUGUGCUUUUCUGUCGGCUGUAUCCCAAACUGCCCUCUGGAGAUGACCUUUACACUCUGCAUAACUACUGCACUACAUGUGGACUAGAAAGUUCUAGUUAUUUCAGUGAUCUAACCUAAACCUUAUUUUACAAACUAGGAAGUAUCAUGUGAAUAUUAGAACAGAGGGCAUCAGAGAAGAACAAUGGAUGCCAUCCAUCUGGGGCUGGGAGCAGUGGAGCUGUGCAGAAAGGCAGAUAAAAUCUACACAGCUGGAGAUGUUAAGGGAGCUGCAGCACUGUAUACACAUGCGUUUGGGCACAAUGCAGGAUCCACUAUGGCCCAUAUGCGCAGCUUGAACAGGAACUGGAUAGAACAAAUCAUUUCAAGUCUGGAAGCUUGGCUCGAUGGACAUGAAGGGACACAGGAGGCCAUGGAGGGCAUUAGCAAAGGACUGGGUGCAGUAUUUCUGUCAACGUUGUGUCCAAAUAAUGUUUCUGCCUCUGUUUUUAAAAUGGAGUCCGUCCUACUAGGAGCUGCUCAUGGCUCUGACCAGAUCUUUGCCCGAUGUUCAUCUCUUCUAGAGGAUAAAAGGUCACCUCAUCCAGAGGGUCCUACACGGGUAAUUGUGGAGUUAACUAGAGCCCUUGCCUGCUUGAUUUCAGAUCCCCAUAACCCAAAAGGCCCUCUGCUGUACCUGCAGGCUUUCCUUGCAAAUCGGUCAGAGACAGUGAGACUGGUUAAAGGUCGGCAUGCGGAGCAUUUGCCUCGAAUAGUCAAAGCUUUCUUUGAGCAAAUGUUCCCCAGAUUCCCCAUGCUCCAUGCUGAGGGCAAAAUGCAUGACACUCUCAAUUAUGAAAAAAAGACUGAGGAUUUCCCCCCUUCUGAAUCAGUCGAUUUUUUAGUUGCUGUUUCACCUGAAAAUACACAAGUGAGAGAGCUUCAAGGAGCUGUGUUGUUUUCCUUGGGCAUAUUUGAUGAAAGUGCUGAGGCUUUGUCCCUGGCUCUGCAACUGGCCAAAUUUCAGACAGAUACAGAAACAAACCUGGAUCUGGUUGUAACGGGAGCGACCCCAGAGCGGAGAGCUUGUUUACUUGUGGCAAAAGCAGCUGCCUGUUUUUCAGCAACUGGACGAGCGAGUGAAGCUUGCCGAGACCUUGCCGAAGGUUUCGCUGUCCACCCUGCGACAGCCAGGCACCAGUUCCAGAAGAUGUUUUCUGACAAUGACAUUGCAGCAGGAGUGCGUUUUGAAUUGCGUCAUCAGGCUGAGAGAGGCCUGUCUAGCUUUAGGGAGAUGGUUCUCCAGAGAUCUGACCUGCGUUCCUGCUCAGGUAUGGAGCUGCUAGACCCUGUCAUUGCCCAGCUUCGAGCUCUGUGUCAUCUGGAGCCUGACGGGGGUGCACGGGAACUGCGGGUCCGGCUGGCAGACUGUCUGCUUCUGCACGGAGAGUUCAAAGAAGCACUGUCCAUCAGCAGCCAGCUUGCUGCAGCCUCCCCUGUGAACUACCAGAACACCGUACAGGUACUACGUGGCUUUUCCCGGCUCCUCUCUGAGGACCACCAAGGAGCUCUGGAGGAUUUCCAGGCCGUAAUUGAACAUAGUACUCCUCAUCCUCUGAGUUGUGUUCGAGCUCUGUGUGGGCGUGGCUUGUUGCGCAUGGUGGCUGGCUCGCAUUACCUCACUGCACUGGACUACAUUACUGCAAGUCGACUACAGAAUCAGGACACAGCACUGACCAUCAGGUGUCUGGUGCCGUGGAACUACCGUGGCCUGCUGUGUACCGUGUUGCUGGAGCAAGGGAGGGCCAUGCUGGAAGAGUGUGCAGGGCAGAGAAAUAUUUCAGGGGCUAAUACAAUUCAGGAACAUCAGGUCAACAACCAUCUGCCAUCUGCCAAACAGACAAAAGACCAUCAGUCCAUGAUGACAAUAGAUGGCAACGCUAUAAACAAAGAAGGAAUGGCAGUAGGAGUACAUUCGCUCGCUCUUCUCCUGAUGGAGUUGCAGCAGGAUGCAGACUUACCCCAGAUCCUUGCGGCUGACGCCCUGUACCAGCUGGACCGUGUUGAGGAGGCAUAUCGCAUUCUCCUCUGCAUGGACCACACAUCUCCUCGUGCACCAGUCCUUGCCCGACUCGCUCUGCUCCAGCUGCACCGGGGCUUCCUUUAUGAUGCCAACCAGUUACUGAAAAAGCUUAUUCAUUGUGGGGACACUAGCUGUUUAAGUUCUCUGCUCUCUGUGGCAGCUCUAAAGGACAGGGAACUUCUAGAGAAACACUGUCACAGUGCAUCAAAACGCAUCCUGCACAGCCAACAAGAGGAAAGUGCCAUCAGAGAGGCUGUGGCCUAUCUCUCUAUUGCCAUUAUGGCUUCAGGUGGCCAAGCAACAGACUCCUUACUGGAGAGAGCUAGAUGUUAUGUUUUACUGGGCCAAAGGAAGACUGCCAAUUUUGACUUCACUGCUAUUCUAAAGGAGCAGAGAAAUCAUGUACAAGCUCUGUGUGGGAGAGGGUUCACUUAUCUAAUGUUAAACCAGCAGAAGGUGGUGUUCAUACUGAGCCCUGAAUGUCUUGAUUUAUAUUUUUUGCAUUACAGUCAUGUUUUUUUAUCAUCAAGAAUUGAAACUCACUUUCUUUUGCAUCCUUCCAAGGAAGCCACACAAGAUAUACUAGCAGCUCUUCAGGUCGAUGCUGAAGAGGUAACUCGGAGUAUCAUGUCCUUAAAAGUCAAGGCCCAGAAGCUGAUCUGUGAAUGGCUACAACAGCACUGUCGUGCCAGUCUAUCCACCAUCCUGUCCACCAACCCUAUACCCUGCCAGCAGGAUUGUCUUAAAGAAGCCUUUCUGAUUAGUGGAGUACUGAUAAAAACUGACAGCAGGGAUCCGAGGUGGCAUCUCCUCUACAUAGACAGCCUGCUUGCCCGAGGGGACUGGAAGGCAGCAGGUACACACCUUCUGCAGAUCUUCGGUCAGGAGCCUCGUGAUGCAGCAGCCCAGGCCAGGUGGGGAGUGGUGGAUAGCUGGAAAAAGAACUACAGAUCAGCAGUGAAGUGCUUGAGUGUGGUGUCUGAGAAAGAUCCCUCAGUCCUAGACUUUCUCCUGACUCUCAUUCAGCCUCAGCAAAAGACACGUCUAGCACAGGCAGCGUCGCAGGAAGCGAGCAGAGUCUCCGAGAGUGGACAGUGGGAGCGCGCACUGGCUCUGCUGACUGUGGCAGUACAAGCCCUGGAUGGAACAAAGCUCCAGCACCUGCGUCAGCGGGCAGCAUGCCUGGCACAGCUGGGUCUUCAUGAGCAGGCAGUGUCAGAUCUGGAUAGGGUCAUACUUUCCCACAGACAGGACAGCAGUGAGGAGGCCAAGGUUAAGGCAGAGGACCUGUGCAGAAGGGCCCGGAGUCUGCUGACCUGCUCGCGGGACGAAGUGGCUCUACACGACUUCUCUCAGGCUUUGGAGCUGCAUGAAGAGCAGGCCCUGCUGUGUGUGGAGGCUGGACCAGGAAGGCAUGGCCUGACCGAGGUCUUUCUACGCUUUGCCCUGCAGAAUUAUGGAGAGCAGCAGCUAGACAAGGCCUGGCGCUUCACAGAGAGUGGCUUGAGGAUAGACGGCAACCAUGGUGAGCUGCGCCGUCUGAAAGCCAGACUUAAACGAGAAGUCUCCAGAACAUGUAUUGUACACUAAAAAAAUUAAACACAUUGGGUUAAUGUUCAAGUAGCAUAAAUGUUCAGGUGCAAGUUAUACAAGUUUUUAAAUUCUGAACAUUUUUCUAUUGCUAUUGCAUUUUUCUGUUUCUUUUAUCACUCAUGUCUUUAUAUAUAAAAUCAUCCUCUAGUUUCAGUUGGAAAGGAUAAACGAUUUGAAUAGAAAAUUGGGAACCACUUUGUAAAGAAAAUGAAAAUAA
Molecule: messenger RNA, 4208 nt
Organism: Hemibagrus wyckioides
Lineage: Eukaryota; Metazoa; Chordata; Actinopteri; Siluriformes; Bagridae
Gene: ttc34
Product: tetratricopeptide repeat domain 34
Exons: 7
Coding region: 521-3988 (1155 amino acids)
Molecular function (GO): protein binding
Source: RefSeq, a predicted model, not a curated record